AAGCACUCGUGUGACUAUGAUUAUUGAAAGUGAAAGUAGAGAAAGGCGCGUACGACAAAGUUGAAAUUGGUUUAUUGGACAGUUACCCACAGAUAAGGUCAGUUAGCAAGUGCCUGUUGUGAAAAUGAAACUCUCAGUGUAUAACUCCAUAAUAGAAAUUAUGCACACACAUAACACAAGGGAUUGCUUACCGUUGAUCGUAGAAAAAUUCCCAGAAUUUUCCUUAUCUACGAUUGGAAGUAUAUACGCUCAAGAUUUUCAAAAGAAAAUGAGAAAAACACAUCAUAUUCAUUAUAAUCCAGCAAGAAUGGAGCUAUAUUAUGAACACUAUCUGAGGGGGAUAAACAACAAAGAACGACAUGUGUUGUUUAAGUUAGCUGAUGAGGUGGAGUUGUCACCUGCUUUGUUAGCAAGAAUGAUACUCGAACGGCAUUUGUCAUCAACCAAGUACGAAGGAGAUGCCCCACCAAAGAGUUAUGUUACUAAAUUAAUGAAAGACACUUCACUCAUAAAGGACCCAUUGCUGGCUUCUGAAAUCCAUGAGUGUCUUGUCUGUGACGAUCACUAUGGACCACAUGUUGACAAUAUCAAACAAUCCAUUGGAAAUGAGUAUGAGUUUAAACUUAACAGAAUUUUGGAUUCUUUGAAUUUAGCAUAUAUUGGUGAGGAUCAAAUGAGAACUAGAGGUUUUGAUAAGACCCCUGAUGUUAAAUUAGAAGUUCCUUUCAGUGUAGAUGGUCAUGUGAUUAACUGGAUAGAGAGCAAAGCCUCCUUUGGUGAUGAAUACAGUCAUAAGGGCUAUCUCAAGGACCAGUUCUGGAGUUACUGGAAUAGGUUUGGACCAGGAAUGGUCAUAUAUUGGUUUGGUUUUAUUGAUGAACUUGACACAGACAGAGAAAAAGGAAUUAUUUUGAGUGAUAAAUUUCCAGAUAAUAUUGUCAGAAUGAAUCCCAUAAUGAAAAAAUGAUUAUUGUGUGACUUGACGAAUUGUCAAUGUUUUUCUG
Molecule: messenger RNA, 1004 nt
Organism: Saccostrea cuccullata (small rock oyster)
Lineage: Eukaryota; Metazoa; Mollusca; Bivalvia; Ostreida; Ostreidae
Product: CDAN1-interacting nuclease 1-like
Exons: 2
Coding region: 125-967 (280 amino acids)
Source: RefSeq, a predicted model, not a curated record